AGUACGUGUGCGCGCGCGUGCGUGCGUGCGUGCGUGUAUGUAUGUAUGUAUAUAUACACAUUUACUCAUCUUUGUAUUCAAAUCUCUUCCCAUUUUUUGCUAUUGUUGUGAUCACAGUUCAUACAAACAAGCUGUAUUCUGUUCAUUGCAAUCAAACCUAAAUGGACGACCACACACACACACACACACACACACACACACACACACACAGUUGCUGUCUCUGAUUCAUCCUCGUUCUCUUUCAGGAGUUGAAUUGAACAAGCCCACUCAUUUCACUGUGAGCACUAAAGCAGCAGGGAAGGCAAACCUGGACUGCAACUUCAGUGGCCCAACCAAAGGAGAGGCUGUCAAGGACUUUGAAAUCAUCAACAACCAUGACAACACACACACUGUGAAAUACACACCCGUGCAGCAGGGCCCUCUGGGAGUUGCUGUGACCUACGGUGGAGAUAACAUUCCCAAGAGCCCCUUCAGCGUUGCCGUGGCACCCACACUGGACCUCAGCAAGAUCAACGUCACAGGCCUGGGAGACAAGAUGACUGUAGGCAAAGACCAGGAAGUGACUGUCAAAUCAAAGGGUGCUGGCGGUCAGGGGAAGGUCGCCGCCAAGGUGACCUCACCAUCAGGGAAGCCAGUGGCCUGCAAGGUUGAGCCAGGGCUGAGCCCAGAGACCAGUCAGGUGAAGUUCAUCCCCCGAGAGGCGGGACCAUACCAGGUUGAACUGACCUAUGAUGGAAUGCCCAUCCCUGGAUCCCCCUUCAACCCGACAGCUUAUCCUGUCUCCGAUCCUUCCAAGGUCCGCUGCUCUGGCCCAGGCCUGGAGCGCGCCAAGGUCGGGGAGAAAGGGGAGUUCAUCGUGGACUGCACCAACGCCGGCCCGGCCGAGCUGACCAUCGAGAUCAUCUCGGACAGUGGCACCGAAGCCGAGGUUCACAUCCAGGACAACGGAGACGGGACCUACACCAUCACCUACAUCCCCCUCUACCCCGGCUCGUACACUCUCACCAUCCGCUAUGGAGGCCAGGAUGUGCCCAACUUCCCCGCUCGGCUCACCGUGGAGCCUGCGGUCGACGCCAGCGGAGUGCGUGUCUUCGGACCAGGAGUGGAGGGCAAAGGUAUUUUCCGUGAGGCGACCACAGACUUCACCGUGGAUGCUCGUGCUCUAACACAGACCGGAGGUGACCACAUCAAAACCCUCAUCAGCAACCCGUCUGGCAGCCACACUGACGCCCUGGUCGCCGACCUUGGAGAUGGAACCUACAGCGUAGAGUACACUCCCUACGAGGAGGGUCCGCAUAGUGUGGAGGUCCGCUACGACGGCUCUCCGGUGCCCAAGAGUCCGUUCCAUGUCGCCGUCACUGAGGGCUGUGAUCCAGCUCGCGUUCGUGUGCAUGGUCCUGGCCUGAAAGGUGGCAUCACCAACAAGCCCAACAAGUUCACGGUGGAAACCCGAGGAGCAGGCACUGGUGGUCUCGGUCUGGCGAUGGAGGGUCCAUCAGAGGCCAAAAUGUCCUGCACUGAUAACAAGGAUGGCAGCUGCAGUGUGGAGUACAUCCCAUACGAGACCGGCAAAUACAACCUCAACGUCACCUAUGGAGGACAGCCCAUCAAAGGUAGUCCGUUCUCUGUGCCAGUCAGUGACACAGUGGACAGUACCAAGGUGAAGUGCCAGGGUCCAGGUCUGGGGAACAAUGUCAGAGCCAACAUCCCCCAGGCAUUCACAGUGGAUGCCUCCAAAGCUGGAGUCGCCCCACUGCAGGUCCGCGUACAAGGACCCAAAGGUGUGGUGGAGCCAGUGGAAGUGGUGGAUAACGGCGAUCAGACUCACACAGUCAACUAUGUUCCCACCAGAGAGGGACCCUAUUCCAUCAACGUGUUGUACGCUGACGAGGAGAUCCCACGCAGCCCCUACAAGGUGAAGGUGCUCCCCACCCACGAUGCCAGUAAGGUGCGUGCCAGCGGACCUGGCCUCAACACCACCGGGGUGCCCGCCUCUCUGCCCGUCGAGUUCACCAUUGACGCCAAAGACGCAGGCGAGGGAUUGCUGGCGGUGCAGAUCACUGACCCGGAGGGGAAGCCGAAGAAGGCCAAUAUCCGUGACAACCAUGACGGGACCUACCUGGUGUCAUAUGUGCCAGACAUGACUGGCAGAUACACCAUCCUUAUUAAGUACGGAGGGGAUGAGAUCCCAUACUCCCCCUACCGUAUCAGGGCCCUGCCCACCGGAGAUGCCAGCAAGUGCACUGUCACAGUCUCAAUCGGCGGUCACGGUUUAGGAGCUGGUGUCGGCCCAACUAUCCAGAUUGGCGAGCAGACAGUCAUCACUGUGGACGCCAAGGCUGCUGGGAAAGGCAAGGUGACAUGCAGCGUGUGCACGCCCGAGGGGGCGGAGCUGGACGUGGACGUUGUCGAAAACGAGGACGGCACGUUCGACAUCUUCUACACGGCGCCGCAGCCUGGCGAGUAUGUCAUCUGCGUCCGCUUUGGAGGGGAGCACAUCCCUAAUAGUCCUUUCCAAGUCACGGCGCUGGAAGGAGCUCCAUCAGAUCAGCUCAUGCAGCAGAGCCAAAUGCCCUCGUACUACGCUCAACAGCCCUGGGCAACAGACAGACCGAUGGGAAUGAAUGGUCUGGAUGUGGCGGGGCUGAGGCCGUUUGACCUCGUCAUCCCGUUCACCAUACAGAAGGGAGAGAUCACAGGUGAGGUCCGGAUGCCAUCAGGCAAGGUGGCCAAGCCUGACAUCACAGACAACAAGGAUGGCACUGUGACUGUCAAGUACGCUCCCACUGAGGCCGGUCUGCACGAGAUGGACAUCAAAUACGACGGCAUCCACAUCCCUGGAAGUCCCUUACAGUUUUAUGUGGACUACAUGAACAGUGGUAAUGUCAGUGCCUACGGCCCUGGCCUCAUCCACGGGACCGUCAACAAGCCAGCAGUCUUCACUGUCAACACUAAAGAUGCCGGGGAGGGGGGUCUGUCUCUGGCCAUCGAGGGUCCAUCCAAGGCAGACAUCAGCUGUGUUGACAACCAGGAUGGGACCUGCACCGUCUCCUACCUGCCUGUCCUGCCCGGAGACUACAGCAUCCUGGUCAAAUACAAUGACAAGCACAUCCCCGGCAGCCCCUUCUCUGCUAGGAUCACUGGUGAUGACUCCAUGAGGAUGUCCCAUCUGAAGGUGGGCUCAUCUGCAGACAUCCCGCUUGACAUCGGGGAGUUUGACCUCAGCCAGCUGACCGCCUCCCUGACCACGCCCUCGGGCCGCGAGGAGCCCUGCCUGCUGAAGAUGCUGCGUAACGGCCAUGUUGGCAUCUCGUUUGUUCCGAAGGAGAUCGGAGAGCACUUUGUGAACAUCAAGAAGAACGGUCGCCAUAUUCCCAGCAGCCCCAUCUCUGUCAUGAUCAACCAAUCGGAGUUUGGCGACGCCAGCCGCGUGCGUGUGAGUGGACAGGGCCUGAACGAAGCCCGGACCUUUGAGCCUGCUGAGUUUAUCAUCGACACUCGUGAAGCAGGCUAUGGCGGCCUGAGCUUGUCCAUUGAGGGGCCCAGUAAAGUUGACAUCAACACCGAGGACCAGGAGGACGGCACCUGUAAGGUCACCUACUGCCCCACUGAACCAGGAAAUUACAUCAUCAACAUCAAGUUCGCUGACCAACAUGUGCCAGGUGCUUACUUAAAGACGGACAGGGAUUGUGCUGCAAUACAUUGCAAAUCAGAAGUUCAUAGUUUCGAGUCUGUAUUCACGACUUCUGAUCAAAAUGUGUCCCAGUAUGGACAGCCGGAGCAAACUGAUGUUAGUAUGGCAAGUCCAAAGUGUGUGUGUGUGUGUGUGUGUGUGUGUGUGUGUGUGU
Messenger RNA from Anarrhichthys ocellatus (wolf-eel), 3848 nucleotides. RefSeq names its product filamin-A-like. The annotation marks the transcript as partial. The record is from RefSeq and is a predicted model, not a curated record. Gene Ontology annotation, biological process: actin cytoskeleton organization. The transcript is spliced from 22 exons. Gene Ontology annotation, molecular function: actin filament binding. NCBI's taxonomy places the organism in Eukaryota, Metazoa, Chordata, Actinopteri, Perciformes, Anarhichadidae.